CUUGGUUCUGCAAUGACAAGAUUAUGCUACCACCGUCUCUAUAGGGCGUCAAGUUUGUGAAGUUUUCAUGAAGGCCUUGUUAUUCGCGGUCCCUUCCUUCGACUGCUCUCAAGAUGAACAUUCCCACACUAUCCUCGCGAGGCCGUCUUCUGCUCAGAACCUUUCCGCUCCUGGUAUACCUCUGCACCACAAACGCCUUGACUUGGCAACAAGCGGACACGUCUCGAGACUCCGAAGGCAGUGCUCGACCUUGCGACUUCAACGCCUUGUGCACCUGCGACCAGGACCGCAUGAAAGCGCAUUGCCGGGCAGUCCCCUUGACGACACUUCCGGAAAUGAGUGGAUACGCUGACGUGACCGUCGAGGGAUGCACGUUGUUGAGGGUACUUAAGAACUCCUCGCAUCUACGUCCUAGUAACGUCACGUCCCUUCACGUGAACGACAACCAGCUCAGCCAGAUCGAAGACGGCGCAUUCGCGAGCGUGCCAAAGUUGGCCAACUUGGAUCUGAGCAGAAACCGAUUGACGAGCUUUCCCGCUGGAGCUGUGCUUCCGCUGACUCGCCUUCAGCGAUUGGACCUGAGGUUCAACAGCAUCGGUGAACUGGACGUGAAGGAGCUGGCCGCAGUGGCGCGUAGCCUCGUCAGCCUCAGAAGCCUUCAUCUUUCCAGCAACGUCAUAACGUCCGUGCAUGACGUCAUGUUUUACUAUUUCGGCAACCUGACCAUCCUCGACCUGGAUAACAACAACAUCCUCAGCAUUGAGGGACGUCCGUUCCCGCCAUCUCUGGUGAGGCUCAACCUGACAGGGAACCUUUUGGAACAGGUGUCAGGAACCGCAUUCUUCCAACUCAGGAAUCUUUCCUACUUGCUCCUGGGGGACAACGCGAUACAGCGAUUGGAUCCCAAUUGGACCCUCCCCACGGAGCACCUGGACACCUUGAACCUCGGCCGAAACGUCAUCUCCCAGCUGCCUCCGAGAAUGUUCCAGAAUCAAAAGAAAGUCACCGUCCGACAUUUGGUGCUGGCGGACAACUACCACCGCUACGUGCCACCGAACCUCUUCAAGACGUUGGCAGCGAGACACGUUUCAUUCUCGGUAAAUCACAUCGAGUCACUACCCGAAGGGCUGUUUCAAGGCUUAGACGAUGUCGUUGUCCACUUGGACCUGGCGCACAACAAGCUGCGCCAGUUUCCCCGGACUAUUGGAAAGCUCCGAAGACUUCACACACUAAACAUGCGCGACAACCAGUUGUCGGAGUUCGGCGAGUACGAUCUUUUCUCGUGCAGGGUCAGCUUACGUGUGCUGGACGUCUCGGACAACAAUUUCGACGCAGUUCCCAAAAUUGCGCUAAAAUUCUUGUCGAGACUGAAGUCGUUAAACAUGGCUGACAACGCUUUAGCCUCCAUAGAAAGGCAGGACUUUAAGCAUGGUCUCGACGGGCUUCUAUCUUUAGAUCUCAGCGGGAACAACAUAGUGUACAUCGAGGAGCACGCCUUCGAAAUGCUUUCGAAAUUGGCAAACCUGCGCCUCACGUACAAUCCCAUAACGACACUCAAUUUUAAUUGGUUCCCCAAAGGAUGCUCAAACCUAAAAGCCAUAGAUAUUUCUGGAACUAGACUCGUACCGGACACUGUAAACAGAUUUCUUCAAUCGUGUCAAAGAAUUAACAGCCUCGAUGCCACCUAUGCCAGGUUACCUAAUUUGGAACCGGCACCACUGAACCAAAUGAGCGAGCUUAUCGCGCUCAACGUGAUGCAGAACGAUUGGCGUUAUUUUCCAAAGGAUUUUCUGAACGGAACAGCUCAGACAAAAUUGACUACAAUAAAGGUUAACCAAAACCGCAUAAAGGAGAUACAGCCAUACACAUUCAGCGAUUUAGCGCGCCUACAAGCCGUUGACCUGUCUGCGAACGAAGUCACUCGCCUUGAAACAAAGACGUUUAACAACUUGCACAACCUGACGAAAUUAAACUUGUCGCGCAACAAGGUGUCGGUGAUGGACGUAGGAGCGUUAACUGACCUCCCUCAACUCAGGGAUAUCGACCUCAGCUUCAACAAGUUGUCAGAGUUCAACGUGCAGUUUAUUGUUAACCGGAACACGCAUCACUUACUGCAGCUUAACCUUUCGCACAACAAAAUAACCUACCUCAGGCUGAAAAACGGAGCCGAGCACGCCAUCCUUAACGUGACUUCCCUCGACCUCAGCCACAACCUCGUCGAAAGCAUAGCCCGCCAUUUCUUCUGGACAACACGGCACAGCUUGACCUUUCUCAACUUGUCCCACAACUUCUUGUCAACCGUGUCCGUCGAAGUGGCGUCGGAGUUGCCGCGGGUCAAAGUUCUCGACCUGAGCCACAACCGAAUCGCUCAACUUUCGCCGCGGUCUUUUCAAGCGUCGUCCGAGAUCUGCGUGCUGCUGCUCAGUCACAACCGGCUCUCCGCCCUCCCCGAAGAGGCCUUCACGAGGAUGGCUCGCCUUCAAGUCUUGGCCCUCGACAACAACCGCAUCGCGUCACUGCCGGAAGACGCGUUCGAAGGGACGCCGCUCGUCCACCUCUCUCUGUCGCAUAACUCGCUUCCCAGGCCCUUCACCAAGGCGUUCGCUCCCACCCGAGCCACUUUGACGAGUUUGGACUUGUCGCACAACCGCAUCAAGCUCAUCGCGGCGACCGAGUUCGACCACCUCUUCAACCUCGAGAGCCUAAACCUGUCGUCCAACGAGAUCAUCAUCCUGCCGGGCCAGGUCUUCGCCAACCUCAGCCGCCUGGUGGUCUUGGACGUGUCUCGAAACCCCCUGCUUCGAGUGGAGCCGGGGUCUCUGAACCUGCCCGUAACCUUCCUUGCUCUCGACGACUGCAACCUCACCUCGGUGCCGGACGUGAACGCGCCCAACCUCGUUGAGCUCUCGCUCGGCUUAAACUCGAUCGCAAACUGUUUGUCCAGGUCUUUCGCAAAUGUGAGCAAGCUCAGGACGCUUGACCUCUCGUCCAACCGCAUUCGAGAGAUAGACCCCGGAUGGUGGGCUCACGUGACCGAUUUGCGCAGCUUGGAUGUUUCCGGAAAUCCCAUCCGAGGGCUCGGGAGCGGAAGCUUCAAGCCCCUCAGCAGGCUUCAUCACCUCGACAUCAGGGGCCUCGAGCUGAAAUUCCUCGAUGCCCGCACAUUGGAUCCUCUCAAGAGCCUGCGCAGUGUCAAAACCAACACGUACUCCAGCGCGAGGGCGUUUCGACUCCAGGAGAUGUUGUUCCAGGCCAAGGCUCUUCAAACGCUCGUGGUUCACGUGGACGAGCCGGGCCUCUCCUACCAAAUACAGUGGGCCUUCAACAAGAAGAUUCGCGAGCUGAGCGUGAGCGGCUCCGAGCUGCGCUCGGUCGCGGCCGACGCCUUCGAAGGGCUGCACCCGCACGGGCCCUUCACGUUCCGGCUGCGGGAGUGCCCGCUCCUGGAGACGCUGCCAGCCGGACUCCUGCGAAGGUGGGCCGAGCUGCCCCGCCUCAGCGUCGACCUGUCGGACAACGCCGCGCUCACGUCCUUCGUCGCGGGAGACGAAGAGCGCGCCAACGGCACUGCUCGGGAGCGACGGCCGUCUCACUACGUCAGCAGCUCUUUCUCGCUGCGAGGCACCCCGUGGACUUGCGACUGCCGCUUGCUGUGGUUCCGGCGACGCCUGCUGCGACAGAGGCGCCACCUGUCCAAAUCGCCGGAGGCGGCGAGAACCUACAGCGACGAACCGCGGUGCACCGUUCCGGGCACCAGCGCCAGGACUGUCGCCAUCAGCGAUCUUCGGCCCGACACGCCUCACUGUGCCGGGGACCCGAGUAGCAGCGGAAGCGUGGGCGCCGAAUUCCUCGUGGCGCUCUACGUCGCCACGGCCCUCGCAGCGCUACGUUUUGGCUGAACGUAUACUACGACGUUGUGUCUUGGCCGUGUGUGUAUGUGGCCUCAACUGCCAGCAGCGAAGGAGCAGUGACGCGAGAAUUUCGAGGCUGCAUGGGGCAACGAAUGGCAGCGCCCAAAUUUCGCCUGACAACAGCAUCACCGCGGUGCACAGCCCAUUGACUACAGUGAACGGAGAAAAGGUUUUUAGUAACACGUAGCGGCGAUUUUGCGCCUGCAAAUUCGCCGCUCAUAUAUUUAGGCACAUGCGUCUGCAGCCUCAAACCCGCCCCCUCGGCGCCGGCGUGCCAGAGUGUAGGAGCGCAUAUGCGCAUGCGCACUUCAGCGCAACGCGCAUAGCCAUGGACAAAGCUUGGCCGGAGGCAUCUAGCUAAGGAUGUCCACUUGUUAUCGCGACGUUGUUAUCGAAAUCUAUACUACGGAGCCAUUUUCGUGGCCUAGCUCCCUACCGGCUGACGUAGGGCCGAUUAAGUUGGGCGCUGCCUUGGCGCCUGGCCAGCGCUGGUUCCGCCGAGCCACUCGAAAUGUCCCGAGGAGUGACCGCCCCCUCUGGACCCGCGCCCCUGGCGUCCUUUCUAUUGACUGAGGCAUGCACGGGUCUGCCUCGCAGCGCGAUUACGAUGAAAAAAGGCAAUAAAUUGCACUACACACACA
This is a messenger RNA of Dermacentor albipictus, 4552 nucleotides long. RefSeq names its product chaoptin-like. The record is from RefSeq and is a predicted model, not a curated record. Gene Ontology annotation, molecular function: protein binding. NCBI's taxonomy places the organism in Eukaryota, Metazoa, Arthropoda, Arachnida, Ixodida, Ixodidae.